Messenger RNA from Microstroma glucosiphilum, 1068 nucleotides. RefSeq lists its product as hypothetical. Bases 148 to 813 code for a protein of 221 amino acids. The record is from RefSeq and is a predicted model, not a curated record. The transcript has a single exon. NCBI's taxonomy places the organism in Eukaryota, Fungi, Basidiomycota, Exobasidiomycetes, Microstromatales, Microstromataceae.
CUCGUACCUCAUAGCCGUACCGUUCAUCGCUAUGACCAUGCUGUGCACCACUAUGGCGUGCCGUGCCCCCACACCAAAAAUAGCUGCCGCGCGGCCGCCUGGUGUAUCGGCAGGAAAGGGCCAUGCUUUGCGCCUUCGCAGUAGCCGAUGCCCAAAGCGUGGUCUCUGCGAAUAACAUCAACGGGAGGGCAAAAUCAUAGUCUGUCUCUCCGGCCGCGCGAAGCCUCCGAUGACGAGACAGAGCUCGGCAUCGUGCCGUUUGAGCGCCGGGUUGACAUUCCAGUGUCACUCAAAGGGCAAGGGCCUUUGCCGUGGCUGUCCAGUAUCUCUUUGAUCCCCCAAGUCAUGGCUUCACUAUCAGCGAUGGCUGGCUCACCGGCAGACUACCGGCGGCUAGAUGAGGACCGUGUUGCUAAGCCAGGACCGCCAGGCAUGCGGUGCAUCUUCUUUCAGAGCGCCAUCACCUUCCCAGAAUGUCUUGCAGCUGAAAGUGACCUCUCUGAUUGCACGUCGGAUGGGCUCGAUACCAGGGCCGGAACCACCGCGUAUAGCGCAACAUACGGCAGCCGGACGUGUCCCUUGCUUGCGACAGCUAGAGCAACGAUUGUUUGGUCCUAUCGUUCUCUCAUGGGCUGCAUGGUCAACACCUGCACAUGGGGCAAGGCUUGCGGGGUAGUUGUGGCAGUGGCUUGCUCACUGUUGCAACGAUGCCGACCGCCUCUGCGACUGGUCAAUGCCCCUGAUUCGGCACGUCAAGCACUCUACGCACGCCAGCUGCCAAUGCCCGCUGUAUGCCGAGAUCUGGUCGUGUGAAUUGGCUGAGCGGAAGGGCCCGUUGGACGUGUGGCGUGGGCGGGGCCGAUGCAGGCGCGGAAACGCAGGGCGUGGCUGAUCUUCGGCACAGCCGCUGAGCAUCGGGAUCACGGCGACCUGCCGGCGGCGGACGGCCGACAGGCGAGGCCCUUCGACGGCAGAACCCUUUCCUUGGGGCUCCUUCCCCUUUCCUCAAUCUCUCAUGAAUCACUGCUUCCACUUUGCCUUUCUCCUUCUGUUCCUUUUAGUCUUUCU